Messenger RNA from Phaedon cochleariae (mustard beetle), 781 nucleotides. NCBI's taxonomy places the organism in Eukaryota, Metazoa, Arthropoda, Insecta, Coleoptera, Chrysomelidae. The record is from the annotation of a GenBank genome assembly.
AGAAAGAGAAAGGAACUCUCAGAAUACUCUGACAACCAAAAUGGGAAAAUCUGAUGUACAUUUAGAUUCACAAACAGGAUUGAAAGCUGUGGUUGAAGAUACUAUGCCAGAAUUAUAUAUAUUUCCAACGGUGAAGAUAGAGAAAAAGCAGAUCACUAACGAAGAAUAUGACUUUUCCUGGCCUGAUGAAUUCAUGAAAAGAGUUAAAGCUAAGAAAGUGUCAUCACAAUCACCAAGAACUACAACAGAUAUGUCUAGAAAGAACCAUUAUACUGAAGAAGUCGACUUCUCCUGGCCAGAUGAAUUCGAAAAAAGAGUCACAGCUGAAGCACGAAUAUUGACAAAAAGUCCAACAGACAGUCCCAAGAAAAAUCAUUACACUGAAGAAGUACCCUUUUCCUGGCCAGAUGAGUUUGGGAAAAGGAUAACAGCUAGGAAAAUGUCAUCACAAUCUACUAAAACUGUAACAGAUGAUACUAAUAGGAAUCAUUAUACUGAGAAAGUAGCAUUAUCGCAUGAAUUUAUGAAUAGGAAAGAAGAUAAGAAAAAAUCAACACCAUCGACUGAAACUAUAACAGACAAGACUAAUGAAUUUGUGAAAAGGAGAAAAGAUAAGAAGACGUCAACACACUCGACUGAAACUAUAACAGAUAAUACUAAAAUGAAUCAUUAUACUGAGGCUGUCGCAUUUUCUUGGCCAGAUGAAUUCGGGAAAAGAAUAACAGCUAACACAAAAAAAGUAUCAAAAAGUCUUACAGAAAAAAUCAACAAAAUCGACUGA